Messenger RNA from Stereum hirsutum FP-91666 SS1, 792 nucleotides. RefSeq lists its product as uncharacterized. Lineage: Eukaryota; Fungi; Basidiomycota; Agaricomycetes; Russulales; Stereaceae. The record is from RefSeq and is a predicted model, not a curated record. Gene Ontology annotation, cellular component: elongator holoenzyme complex. Gene Ontology annotation, biological process: tRNA wobble uridine modification. The transcript is spliced from 4 exons. Bases 4 to 792 code for a protein of 262 amino acids.
AUCAUGUUUCCUCCCGCAGGACUUCCACUGUUCGGCCAACUGCUUCUCAUCUCAGACCAACUGGCCGCGCCAGCAGAUUUUCUCCUUCACGACAUGGUAUCUUCGCACCUAAGAUCACGACAACUAUCCUCGGAAGGGAUAUCACCGAAAACACACUCGUCCAAAGCCGUUGUGGUGUCGGUUUCGCAGUCGCUCGCUCGGUGGAGAGCAGUUGGGUCGAAAAUGGGCUCAAACGUGGACAGGAAUAUAGAUGAAGGGAAUUUGCUCUUUCUUGACCUCCACGAUACGCUCUUCGACCCUGAUGAACCACCCAGUCUUCGUCCUGUCUUCGACCUUAUCCGAAGUACCGUGAGCAAGAUCAGUCCAUUGUAUCCAACCCAGCCCGAGACAGACACUGUACUAGUAGUGGUAGAGGAUAUCUCCACCAUCGAAUGGUCAGGGUACUCGACGAGCGAAAUUAGCAGGUUCUGUCGUGCUCUUUCCGCGUUCUGUGCGAGGAGGAGUUCGUCCCUCGUAAUACGACAUCACCUCCUUUCUCCCGAAGAGCCGGAUGAACUCUUUCGAUCAUUGUAUCAAUUAUGCGCCUCCUACAUUGAAGUACGACCGCUAGCCAGUGGGAGAAGCGGUGCCGUUAGUGGCGAGGUAUCUCUGUAUCCUGGCCCGUCUUAUAUGCUGUCUGCCAACAUAUCGUCACAUAGCCAUCUGAUUCUUCGGGAUAAGGCCCUGCAGUACCGUCUAACCGACACCGGUGCGACAUUCUUCGAGCGGGGCACCGGAGGAGCUGUCUUAUAA